GGCAUAUAUUUGCUGCCCGCCGGCGGGCACACUAAGCCAAACGAAAAUAAUUUUGUUACAAAAAAAAUCAACAAAUCGUAUUGUUAAAUGGCCGUGCGAACACGAACGACCAUAAAUCCGCCGCAGCGCUCGAUUUCAAAUCAAAUCCUCGAGGCAGUCGGUAGUUAAUAAUACCGCAGAGCGGCCAGAUCGGGGGAUAUCUACCAUCCAUAUCCGUGUAUCCUCCAACUAGAGAUCGGAGCAAAUAGUGGAGGAGAUCCCGAAUAGAUCCGGAGUUACGUGAUUCCCGGCGACACGGAUACGAUUCUGGCUGGGAUUGGGCUAUUGGAAUUGGUGUACUGCUAACGGCGGAUCAUCGAUGCAACAAUGAAUGUUCACAAGCGGCCACGUCUGAAUAUGGAAUUCGGCUCCUCCACCAGCAAUACCAACACUUCCACAUCCCCGUCCUCCGUAAAUAUCAGCAAUGCGAAUCCAACAGCUGGACCUGGCCUCAUGACCAUUACCAAUCACCACACCGCUGAUUUGUCAGAGGCCCUGGUCCACAGUUCCUUUGCCAAUGGUCAGCAAAGUCUGAUUCUCACCAGCGACACGGGAAAUCCGCUGAUGAAUAGCCAAGGUGCUCAGAUAUUUCUCACCAUUUGCGGAGACGAGAACUCGGACGAUUCGCAGGAGUACUAUACGAUUAAACAGGAACCGGGAUGUGAUCUAGAUAUCCAUUCGCUGCUGCCUAGCAAUUUGCAGCUGCCCAACAAUCUGCAGCUGCCCACUGGCUGUGAGAUAUAUUUGGUCAAGGAAACCGGCAGCUUAAUGGGUGAGCCGCCGACGAAGGCGGCCAUCAAGCUGGAACUAGAUACGCUAAGCGAAAAGCCGCUCCUUCCAUCUGUUACAACUUCCUCCAGCACACAGUCCGCGGUAAUAACCGCCCAGACCGUGAAUCCUCCCAUUCCAGGUAACAUCAACACCACCACCAGCACCACUAGCACCACCACCACCACCAGUGUCCUGUAUGGCUCCCAUGGCAAUGGUCAUGGCCAUGGCCAUGCUCACGCCCAAGCCCGAUCCCAGCCAGAAUCAGCUGGCCAAACACCAUCCAGCAAACUGGAGGCGUACAAGAAACGCGAUGAUAAACGUCGUGCCACGCACAACGAGGUCGAACGCCGGCGCCGCGACAAGAUCAACAGCUGGAUCUUCAAGCUCAAGGAGAUGCUGCCCAGUCUGAGCUCCAGCUCCAGUUUCAGCGAGGCCAGCACGAGUCCCAGCACCAGCGGAAGUACGAGUACCAACGGAAGUAGCCAUUCCAAAGGCAAUGCCAGCAGUUCCAGCGGACGAGCGCCGCCCAAUGACUCCAAAUCGCAGAUCCUGAUCAAGGCAUGCGAGUACAUCAAGAGCAUGCAGGGCGAGAUUGACACGCUGCGCGACUGUCUAAGGGAGACGGAUAGCCUAAGGGCCAGCAACCAGGCGCUGCGCGAGGAACUUGAUCGCCUGAAGCGUCAGCAGCAGCUCCAGGAACGCUUCCACACGGCCGGCGGAAGAUCGACGUUUAAUGUUACCCUAAAUUCGCUGAACAGUUCCGCGACCAGUGAUCUAUUCGAGGGAAUCGAUACGACACCCAAUCUGGCCGCCGUCUCGUCGCUGGGAUUCGGCAAGCGUGGCCUGCUGAUCAGCGAUUUUGAUGAGUAAACAAAAUCUGCCUGCGAAAUAGGAGUGGAUAGACAAAAAAAAAAAAAAAAAAAAUAGAAAUGAAAAACAUAUGGGUGGACCGAUUGGGUUGCUGGUUACGGGAAUAAACAAAUAUGGAGGCGGCGGAUGGACAAGCCCUGGCGCCUUCAACAAACAUAUACGCCCAUCCACCAAAGAAUGACGUGCAACGUACACGCAACGCAACACACGCAGUACAAUAAACGGACAUGACGAGUGAUUCCUUGUUAUCGCCGCUCUGUUAUAUGUUAUAUAAGAAAAGCAGCAUAUAUUACAUAUGUGUAUCGAUAUGUGUAUAUGGUUAUGUAUAUGGCUAUGUAUAUGCAUGUACAUAUAUGCAGUCGAACUUGGGUGACUCAAGCCAAGUUGUUGGCCUAACCGCUUUGACAAAAAGCUGUUCUCAAUUGAGUUUAAUUAACGAGCCACGGCACAACACAGCUGCUUUUGUAUGUUAUAUGUAUCUGUUAUUGGUAUUAUUCCUAACCAACCCCCCCCUCCAAAAAGUGAGCGCCCAAAAAGAAAAAAAACAAAUCAUGAAAAUAACGAUCGAACGAAUUUUUGUACCACCCCCAUGCCGCGAUCAUUAUCAUAUUUUGUUUAGAGUCUUGGAAUAUUAGAUCACAAACAAAUAUUGUUGAUAAGAAGCUUUAAAGCACGUUCUGUUCUUCCAUGUUUUUUUUUUUCGUAUUACAUUAUGUUUAAGAUAUACGUAGGUAUAGUUGUUUUGAUUUGCGCAGCGAAUCUAGAACUAUAACUUAGCCAUGUUUCAAACAAACUCUUUGUGUUCAUUCAAGAGAAUUCACUAUGUAUUCACUUUCAACAAGAGAUUGUUGUAUUUAAAUCGAAAUAUGUUUUUCAAAAAUAUCAAUAUUGAAAUAUUAGCAAAGUACAGCGCAAGAUAAGUAUAAGUAUAAGUAAUUUCUUGCUGAAAGUGAAAGUGGAAACUGAAGUGGUUAACAAAGUUUUCGAUUUGUUGUUAUACAGGAAAUUAGUUGUAAGUCUGAAGUUUGAGUAACAAAAGUUCGAUUGCACAGAUGUGAAAUGAUUUAUGUUCUCGGAUCCUCAAGCGGUUUGCCAUCAUUAUAUACAAACGUACAUACAUACCUAUGAAUUACCCAGAAAUACAAGCCUAGAAAAAAUCUAAAAGCGUUAACGAUACCUACCUAUUGCAUAUAUACCUUUAACUAAAUCAUAUUUGGAGCAUGUUUGUGCUUGAUUUUUCGAUUUUAUUGUACUGUUUCUCGGCACUAAUUACCUACAAAAAAAAAAAAAAUGUAACGAAAAUAUACUAUAUCUAGUUAUAUCGUAUAUAUAUUAUAUAUAUAUAUAAAUAUAUAUGGUCUAUAUAUAUAUAUAGAGAGAGAGAGAGAGAAAGAGCGAGAGGCAAGUGUACAUACGUAGUGCAGUCGGUAGAACAGUGGGAAUUCGAGCGAGAUGCGGCUAUAUAAUGCCGCACUGCUCGCCGGGGGCGUGUGCACCGUUACAGAUAAAAUGCUAUUGUUGAUAAAGAAUAAUAUUAUAUUAUAUUAUAUUUGAGCAUAAUGUUGUUGUGAAUGUUAUAUCACUGUUUUCGAUAUACGACGCUGUUUCAGAAGUAUAAGUAUACAGAACAGAAGUGUUUUAAAUACGAUUCAUUUGUAAUAAUGAAAAUGCCAAAAAAAAAAGCAAAAAAAAAAAAAAAGAAAUCAAACACACCAACCACACCAAAAUACAAACACACUAAGAUUCAGGAUUUUAAGAUAUAAGAUGGGGUACUGGGAAUUGGAUUAUUUAACCCAUGGCCGAAAACGAAAUGGGAUCUUGUGUUACUUGUUGCUAUCUAUAUGCAGUACAUUACAAUAAUAUCACAUUUCUGUCAUUUGACAGCUAAUAAUUCUAUUCAAUUUCAAUAAACGAACUCAGUAAUGGUUAACACACAC
Messenger RNA from Drosophila melanogaster (fruit fly), 3617 nucleotides. It is a transcript of the gene Usf, whose product is annotated as Usf. Gene Ontology annotation, molecular function: DNA-binding transcription factor activity; protein dimerization activity; E-box binding. The record is from RefSeq and is marked reviewed. The transcript has 2 exons. Gene Ontology annotation, biological process: regulation of transcription by RNA polymerase II. Bases 367 to 1680 code for a protein of 437 amino acids. NCBI's taxonomy places the organism in Eukaryota, Metazoa, Arthropoda, Insecta, Diptera, Drosophilidae. Gene Ontology annotation, cellular component: nucleus.